AAAAGCAGCUAACUCAUCAGUACCUGCACCAAAUACAACAGGAUUGCAACCUCCUCCACUUACUCCCGCACCAGGAAUCCAACCUUCUUUAUCUACUCCCGCACCCGUAAAGGAUCUGCUGAUUCAGUAUCAUAACAAGACCAUAAGCACAAGUAGCCUCCUCAUUAGACUAAACAUGACUUCUUCCCCAUUUGAUAUGACAAGGAUGUGCCCCUCAGCCGAGUAUUCCUGCACUCGGAUAUGCCCUUUGGACGACCAAGACCAAGAACGAGCGUACAAAAGGCCUUGCUAUUGCGAUACGUUAUGUUUCAAGUUGGGGGAUUGUUGCUUCGAUUACUUCUUGAGGUGUAAGGUUUCCAAGACACCGAAAAAGAGCCCUACUAAGCAGAAGUGUAUAAAAACGAACAACUCGACGGAUUAUGGAUUCGUAAUGAUUUCCAGCUGUCCAUCAAACAAUCCCGACCAGAGUCUGAAUUCCCUAUGCGUUGAAAAACCCACCGCGACAAAUCUUCUCAGACUUUUGCCUGUAACAGACAUGGAGGAAAAACUCACGUACAAGAAUGUGUUCUGUUCUAAAUGCAAUCAUGCUAAGAAUCAGACAUACUGGAAAUUCUCCGCCUCAUGCAAAGGUAUUAGCACUCAUAACGUUCCAAAGGACAGAUCACAGAUGUUGGAAUACAUAAUGACGAGAUGUGAAUGGGAAUUCAAAGCACCAACUGGUAAUAAGCAUCUGCUAAAGCAAUGCUUGGCCAUAGAGCAAAGCUGUUCAGAUCCAACGGUAAUUCAAGCAGAACCACUGCUGCCCGAUUUAUGUUCAUUUUACGCCUUUCCUGUUUGUUACAGCGCUCAAGAAAAGAAUCCACAUUGUGAAAUCUGCAAGGGCAAAGACAUUAGCGCAUAUUCUUGUGCCUGCUUCUCAGUGAAUCCACCACCACCACCACCACCACCACCUACAAAACCUGGCACACCUCCCUUGGAUAUCUUAUUCGACUUUUCCUCCUCUUUCCACACCAUAAGACUGGGAAAACAGAAGACUGUCGUAAUGAACAAGCUGUGUGCUGAAGGAACCGUAUUUGAUCCCUUCACUGAAAAAUGCAUUCAAGUCAGCGUUCACAUUGCUACGAAUAAUGAAAGUUCCAUCAACUGUUCCUUUGUCGAAAUGGAACUAAAUUCUGUUAGAAUUCAAACUAACGGCUCAGUAUGGAUUCCAUUGCACAAACAAUCGUACGGUAAUGAAAGCUUCUUUAUCAAUGGGUCAUCUCUCUUCCUUUGUAUGAACCUCAGUCGUAACUAUGUCGUGACAGAAACAGUCGCAUCAAGAAAGAUCACACCACGACAAGUGUUAACGUACAUCGGAUGCACCACCUCCAUAAUCUCCCUACUUUUUCUUCUUGGUACUUACAUUGCAAUUGCAGAGCUGAGGAAUUUGCCAGGGAAGAACCUCAUGAAUCUUUCCUGUGCAAUGUUGUUGUACCAUACCAUGUUCUUUCUAUCUGGUGAGACCGACAAGCCACAUUUUUGCAUGACGGUGUCCAUUCUACUCCAUUAUUUCCUGUUGUGUUCAUUUUUCUGGAUGGGAGUUUUGGCAUUUGAUGUGGCAAAGACGUUUGGAGCCACAGGGCAACCAGCACAUUCUCGUUCUAGUGGUAACACAAAUGCGUUAAUGGUAUACUGCGUAUUUGCCUGGAUCACUCCUGCUCUUGUUGUGAUCACAAGUGUAACUCUGGAUAAAACAGACGCAUUCAGCAUUGGAUACGGUGACAUUUUUUGCUGGAUUUCAAAUGGCAAAGCACUUCUUCUGGUACUUGGUCUACCCGUGGCAGUCAUCAUAAUUUUCAACAUAGCUGCUCUUUCCUACACGAUGGCUUCUAUUUGGAAAGUUAAGAAGACCACGCGUCACGUAACAAGUAACGAGACCAGUCUUCUUAUCCUGUACUUAAAGCUGUCUUCGUCUAUUGGCUUCACCUGGAUAUUGGGUUUCAUCGUUCCAUUUGCCAAAGUGGAGUUUCUGAAUUAUUUGUUUGUGAUUUUAAACAGUCUUCAAGGAUUCUUCAUUUUUCUGGCUUUCGUGGCAAACAGACGGACAUAUAGCAAGAUAAAGGCUUACUGUGUGUCACGAUUCAGCCCCACAAACCACACUGAUACAAAUGAAUGCCAGUCCGGGUCGACUCAUGUCAGGAAAAUCGCAACAUAGCCUACU
This is a messenger RNA of Pocillopora verrucosa, 2200 nucleotides long. RefSeq lists its product as uncharacterized. NCBI's taxonomy places the organism in Eukaryota, Metazoa, Cnidaria, Anthozoa, Scleractinia, Pocilloporidae. The record is from RefSeq and is a predicted model, not a curated record. Gene Ontology annotation, molecular function: G protein-coupled receptor activity. Gene Ontology annotation, cellular component: membrane. Gene Ontology annotation, biological process: G protein-coupled receptor signaling pathway; cell surface receptor signaling pathway.